Messenger RNA from Punica granatum (pomegranate), 4112 nucleotides. NCBI's taxonomy places the organism in Eukaryota, Viridiplantae, Streptophyta, Magnoliopsida, Myrtales, Lythraceae. The record is from RefSeq and is a predicted model, not a curated record.
ACCACUUCUCUCUCCUCUAUAUAAACACCACACCACACCAGACCAGACUAGUAGAGAGAGAGAGAGAGAGAGAGACAGACAGACAGACAGAGCGUUUGAGCUCUGAAGAGAGACGGAUACAUACAGACUCCUCUCAAGACACAACAGAAGCGUGUGCAGUGGGGGAGAAAAGGGAUUAAAAAAACCUCCCGAUCUGCCCUCUCGACCAAAUCUCGGCGCAGGUGUUGGGGCCUGUGAGGGUUUAGAUCUCAGAAGCGACGGCCUGCAAGGCGCCUGGAGGCAAAUCAUGUCUUCACUCAGCAGAGAACUUGUCUUUCUCAUACUUCAGUUCCUUGAUGAAGAGAAAUUCAAGGACACCGUCCACAAGUUGGAGCAAGAGUCGGGUUUUUUCUUCAACAUGAGGUACUUCGAGGAUUUGGUUACAAAUGGGGAGUGGGAUGAUGUGGAGAAGUAUCUCUCUGGCUUCACAAAGGUAGACGAUAACAGAUACUCGAUGAAGAUCUUCUUCGAGAUACGGAAGCAGAAGUACCUUGAAGCACUAGACAAGCGGGAUCGCGCCAAAGCCGUCGACAUUUUAGUGAAGGACUUAAAAGUCUUUUCUGCAUUUAAUGAGGAUCUGUUCAAGGAGAUUACGCAGUUAUUGACGCUUGAAAACUUUAGAGAGAAUGAGCAGCUCUCCAAAUACGGUGAUACCAAGUCAGCUAGGGGUAUAAUGUUGACUGAACUGAAGAAGUUGAUAGAGGCUAACCCCUUGUUUCGGGAUAAGCUUCAAUUCCCCACAUUGAAAAACUCAAGGCUCCGAACUCUGAUUAAUCAGAGUUUGAACUGGCAGCAUCAGCUUUGCAAGAAUCCCAGGCCUAACCCCGACAUAAAAACCCUGUUUGUAGACCAUAGCUGUGGACAGCCAAAUGGUGCUCGUGCACCGUCCCCUGUAACUAACCCAUUAAUGGGUCCUGUACCAAAGGCGCCAGGUUUCCCUCCUUUGGCUGCUCAUGGACCCUUUCAGCCCACUCCAGCUGCUCUUCCAACAUCUCUUGCUGGAUGGAUGGCAAAUCCAGCACCUGUACCUCACCCCUCAGCUUCUGCAGGACCCAUAGGUCUGGCUGCUCCAAAUAAUGCAGCUAUCUUAAAGCGGCCUAGCAACUCGCCCAUGGACUACCAAACAGCUGAUUCUGAACACGCUUUGAAGAGAGCAAGACCUUUCGGAAUCCCUGACGAGGUGAACAAUUUGCCUGUAAAUAUUCUUCCUGUAUACAAUAGCCAGAGCCAUGGCCAGAGUUCCUAUUCUUCAGAUGACUUGCCUAAGAAUGUAGUCAUGACACUAAACCAAGGGUCAGCUGUCAAGAGCAUGGACUUCCAUCCUGUGCAACAAAUUCUGCUUCUUGUUGGAACAAACAUGGGUGAUGUCACUGUAUGGGAGGUAGGCAGCCGUGCCAGAAUUGCCAUGAGGAAUUUCAAGGUUUGGGAUCUAGGAGCAUGUUCGAUGGCACUACAGGCAUCUCUAUCAAAUGAUUACACUGCAUCAGUUAAUCGUGUGGUAUGGAGUCCUGAUGGAACACUCUUUGGUGUCGCCUACUCCAAACACUUGGUGCACAUCUACUCUUUCCAUGGCGGUGAUGACAUACGUAACCACCAGGAGAUCGAUGCGCAUGCUGGAAGUGUCAAUGAUCUUGCUUUCUCAUUUCCAAACAAACAACUAUGUAUAGUCACUUGUGGAGAUGAUAGAACGAUUAAGGUGUGGGAUGCAGUGACUGGAGCUAAGCAGCAUAUUUUUGAAGGUCAUGAAGCACCUGUAUAUUCUAUAUGUCCACAUCACAAAGAGAACAUUCAGUUCAUAUUCUCAACAGCAACAGAUGGGAAAAUAAAGGCUUGGUUGUAUGAUAACAUGGGGUCAAGAGUUGACUAUGAUGCACCAGGUCACUCUUCUACAAUGAUGGCGUAUAGUGCUGAUGGGACCAGGUUAUUCUCGUGUGGAACAAAUAAAGAAGGAGAAUCAUACUUGGUGGAAUGGAAUGAAAGUGAGGGAGCUGUCAAGCGUACAUAUCAUGGUCUUGGAAAGAGAUCUGCUGCUGUGGUGCAAUUUGAUACCACGAAGAAUCGAUUCUUGGCUGCUGGUGAUGAAUUUAUGGUCAAAUUCUGGGACAUGGACAAUGUUAAUCUACUGACCAGUACCGACGCAGAUGGUGGUCUUACGGCUUCACCUUGUAUUAAAUUUAACAAGGAAGGGAUAUUGUUGGCUGUCUCCACAAAUGACAAUGGUAUCAAGAUCUUGGCAAGUACAGAUGGAAUUAGGCUGUUAAGAACAGUGGAGAAUCGUCCUUUUGAUGCUUCUAGGGUUGCUUCUGCAGCUGUUGUGAAGGCACCUCCUAUUGGUACAUUUGCUUCUGCUAAUCCAAGUAUUGGGGCAGGCUUCACUGAUCGAGCUGCCCCUGUGCAAGCAAUGGUUGGAAUGGUGGGUGUUGUUAACAGUGAUAGUUUGGCUGAUGUAAAGCCCAGGAUUGCUGAUGAUUCUACUGAGAAAUCAAGGAUUUGGAAGCUCACUGAAAUUAAUGAACAAUCACAGUGCCGCUCUAUGAGGUUACCUGAUAGCAUGACUGCCAUGAGGAUUUGCAGAUUGAUCUAUACAAAUUCAGGGCUUGCCAUAUUGGCUUUAGCAUCUAAUGCUGUGCAUAAGCUAUGGAAAUGGCAAAAGAGUGACCGGAAUGUUACGGGAAAGGCUACAGCUAGUAUAGCACCGCAAUUGUGGCAACCUCCUAGUGGAAUGGUGAUGACCAAUCCUACAAGUGAUACAAAUCCUGAAGAAGCAGUUCCGUGCUUUGCACUUUCUAAGAAUGACUCUUAUGUUAUGUCCGCCUCAGGAGGGAAAAUCUCUCUUUUCAAUAUGAUGACAUUCAAGACGAUGACAACUUUCAUGCCGCCACCGCCAGCAGCAACCUUUUUGGCAUUUCAUCCUCAAGACAAUAAUAUCAUUGCUAUAGGAAUGGCGGACUCGUCCAUUCAAAUUUACAAUGUACGCGUUGAUGAGGUCAAAACUAAGUUGAAGGGCCAUCAAAAAAGAAUCACAGGCCUUGCUUUUUCCAAUAUUUUAAACGUCCUUGUCUCUUCAGGAGCUGAUUCUCAGCUAUGUGUUUGGAGCACGGAUGGGUGGGAAAAGCAAGCUAGUACUGUCUUGCAGAUGCCAUCUGGACGAGUGGCAGCUGCUCUUGCUGAUACUCGUGUUCAGUUUCACCUUGAUCAGAUCCAUUUGCUGGUAGUUCAUGAAAGUCAGAUUGCGAUAUAUGAAGCCCCCAAGCUAGAACGCCUUAGGCAGUGGUUUUACCGAGAAGCAACGGGUCCAAUUACACAUGCUACGUACUCCUGCGAUAGCCAGUUGAUAUAUGCGAGCUUUGAAGAUGGAAGCAUUGGUGUUCUUACUGCCACAACUCUCAGUUUAAGAUGUCGAAUAAGCCCCGUUGCUUACAUGACUCCAAACCCAAGCUUGAGAGUAUAUCCUCUUGUUAUUGCGGCUCAUCCUUCUGAACCCAACCAGUUUGCAUUGGGGCUUACCGAUGGAGGGGUUCAUGUCCUCGAGCCAUUAGAGUCGGAAGGAAAAUGGGGGACGGCGCCUCCAGUUGAAAAUGGGGCUGGGCCCAGCACAGCUGCUGCUGCAGCAGGGGCGGUUUCUGAUCAACCUCAGAGAUGAGGUGAUAGCUAAGCUCGGUGCGAUGUUUGAUGACGGUACUACUCAGGAAUCCGAAUCUGACUGAAGAUAUGAGGGUGGGGGGGUUUUUAUGGAUGAAGGGAUGAUGUUAGGGUAAAAUUUGCAGGCUAGGGGCUAAUUCUUCUGAGUAGUGGCACAGAGUUAAAAAGUAAAAAAGAGUGGGACCUGUUCUGUUCAUAAUCAUAGCCAUCAUAAUUUUUUUGAUUACAUUCUCCUCAAAGCCUUUCUUCCAACGUUGUGAAUGGUUGGUUGGUUGGUUCCUUCCUCUACUGUUUUACUUUAGAGGCUGAUGAUGAUGGUGAUAGGAAACAUUUGUGAUUAGGAUGGUGGGUUGUAAAGGAGGCGGCAAAUUCACAAUUCCCCCCCUUUUUUAAUUAGAGAGAAAAAAAAAAGGCGGUCAGGUGAUUUUUCA